Neurospora tetraspora is the source of this 1315-nucleotide messenger RNA. RefSeq lists its product as uncharacterized. The transcript has a single exon. Lineage: Eukaryota; Fungi; Ascomycota; Sordariomycetes; Sordariales; Sordariaceae. The record is from RefSeq and is a predicted model, not a curated record. Bases 332 to 1147 code for a protein of 271 amino acids. Gene Ontology annotation, molecular function: protein binding.
UGGUGUGGGAAAGUUGGAUACCCAAGUUCAUGAUACGUUAAUAUCAACGCAAAGGUCUUUGUCAUGGUGGUCAUUUUCCUCAAGUUCUUCGUCCAGUAUUUUGUUCUGGGUCAGAACAAAGGGGAGAUGCCCCGGUCUUCAAUGACCAUUGUGUAUUGACACAAAGACCGUUGCUCGACGUCGAGCAUUGUCUGAAAAGUCCCAAGAGAGGAAGACAGUCAAUCCAUGCCCGAUGUAAAAGCACCCGAUAGCCCUUGUGGACCUCGAUGGAGGAUGACAAGGUUGAUCCCGCCCCUACCUAACCACCAACAAACACCAUUGCACCACGAUCAUGAUCACAAUGUCCACCAAUCUCGACUUCACAACCUACUUCAACUCCCCCCUCUUCUCCGACGCCACCAUUGCCUACUACAACCACCACACAGGCGACAAGUGUCAUAUCCCCGUCCACCGCCUCAUUCUCUCCCUACAGUCUCCCUUCUUCGCCGCAGCCUUCUCCCUCCCCUUCCGCGAGUCAUCCGACCCAGACCCUUUAAUCACCCUCCACGACGACGACCCCGACGCUUUGGUGUCUGCAAUACGCUGGUGUUACGGACACUCACUGUAUCAGAUCGAAAGCGACGAGGAAAUGGAGACGCAGUUAGCUUAUAAGGAUCUCAUUACUAUGAGGUUUACGAGCGAGGAGGAAAGGCAGGUGGCGGGGUUGUUGGGGCAUUUCAUGAGGGUUUAUGGGGUGGCUGAUAAGUACGAUAUUGCCAGGUUGAGGGAGGAGGUGGUGAGCCAUUAUGAGCGGUUGGCUCCGCUUGUUGUAAUGCAUAAACAGGAAGAGGGGGUGUUUGAGGAUAUGGUGGAGGUUGUUUAUGGACUGGGAAAGGGGGAUAAGUUGCGAAAGAGGUUUUUGGGGGGUGUGGCGAGGGAGGUGUAUCCUCUUGUUGCUGGGAAGGACUCGAAGGAGAGGGUCAAAAAGGUGUUAAGGAUGGGAAAUGACUGGGAACUGGAAGAGGUGGAAAGGGUUGUGAGGGGGUGUAUCUUUAAGAUUAGGACGGUUGGGAUGGGGAAGGAGUGGAAGAAGGAGUUUAUGAGGGAUGUGAAGAGGAAAGUGAGGAGGGAGGUGAAGAAGAGGUGGAGGGGGGUGGAUAAGGGAUAAGAGUGGUAGCUUUGGUAGCGGCAUGUGCUGAUGGAAGUGCUGGGUGGGGGGAAAGGAGAAAGCCAUGUGAUUUGAAUGCCAAGCAAAUGCCAAGACAUGUGAAUAGCUUCAGAGUCGAGAUCCACACUAACUCGAAAGCGGGUAUUUGUUCAUUUCGGACAGUGAUCC